Messenger RNA from Salvia miltiorrhiza (redroot sage), 744 nucleotides. RefSeq names its product heavy metal-associated isoprenylated plant protein 12-like. The record is from RefSeq and is a predicted model, not a curated record. The transcript has 3 exons. Bases 200 to 547 code for a protein of 115 amino acids. Gene Ontology annotation, molecular function: metal ion binding. NCBI's taxonomy places the organism in Eukaryota, Viridiplantae, Streptophyta, Magnoliopsida, Lamiales, Lamiaceae.
UUACAUGAAGAAUGUUGGCCCAACACCAACUGAAAUCACGAAGACCUACCGCCAUAAUUAAUUUUCCUCGUGCAUAUAAAAAAUUGCAAACGCAGGUUUUCUCCCUAUAAAUUGCAAUUUUGUACAAUAUACAUUAAGUAGGGUUUAAUUUAGGUCUCUAAAAACGAGGAACCAACACACAUCAUUUCUGCGACGUGAAAUGAAGCAAAAGAUUGUGAUGCAUGUGCCCAUGCACAGUGACAAGGCUAAGUCAAAGGCCAUGAAGAUCGCUGUGGCUAUACCAGGAGUGACGUCAGUGAACAUCGGAGCAGAAAAUGACCGGCUUGAGGUGACCGGAGAAGGGGUAGAUUCAGUGUGUUUGGCCAACUCUCUCAGAAAAAAGUUUUGUUUUGCUGAUAUCAUAAGUGUAAAUGAUGUUAAACCACCAGUUAAACCGGUCAAACCGGUUUCACCGCCUUGGAAACCAACUCCCUUCCCGUACUGCCCGUCGGUUUAUUAUGAAUGCCGGCCGGUAUACGAUUCCCCUCCUAAUUGCUCUAUAUUUUGAUUCACUAGAUUUUGAUUUUUCUAGCUUGUUUUUAUAUUUUAAGAGUUAUCAUAUGAUCAUAUAUAAAUGCUGCUACAUAUACUUCAUCUUUAUUGAGGGUAAUUCCAUCAUUUAAUUUGGAGUUGUUUAACAAGUCUACUCUUUGAUACUCAGUAUUGGGAAAUUUCUUUGUUUGCAAAUGCAAUUCACUAUCUGAU